Messenger RNA from Ilex paraguariensis (yerba mate), 1419 nucleotides. Lineage: Eukaryota; Viridiplantae; Streptophyta; Magnoliopsida; Aquifoliales; Aquifoliaceae. The record is from the annotation of a GenBank genome assembly.
AUGGAGUCUGAUGAGGCACCUCAGUUGACAGGAGUAGUGAUAAUCACACUUCCACCUCCAGAUAACCCUUCCAAAGGCAAAACUAUAACAGCUUUUACACUCACAGAUUCACCUCUAACACCUCCUCAACACCCCCACCAAGCCCCACAAUUGCAACACAACCAUCAACUUCCAAGUCGGUCAUCACCAACCAAUCAGCUUCAAUUUUCAUUAAGCAGAGGAAUGGGCCUAUUGGGUAGCCCAAGAACUGUUUUUGGACUUCUGGGUAUAUCUCUGAUUGCUUUAAUCUUGUGGGUAUCUGUAUCUCAGAAGACCCUUUUCGAGUUAAAAGAUGUCGACGAUGAUGACAAGCCCAAUUCUUUCAUUUUCCCUUUGUAUCCGAAAUUCGGUACUCGUGGGAUGUCAAAGAGGGAUGUUGAGCUUAAACUGGGGAGGUUUGUGGACUUCAAUCCAGAGAAUGUUGUGUCAAAUGAUGGAAUGAGACAUAAAAAGAAAAUCAAAUCUGUUUCUACUGCUUCUGCUAUUGAUUCUACUACCAUUUUACCUGUAAGGGGUAACAUUUAUCCAGAUGGAUUGUACUAUACUUAUAUGCUCAUUGGGAGUCCUCCGAGACCUUAUUUUCUUGACAUGGAUACUGGGAGUGACUUAACAUGGAUUCAGUGUGAUGCUCCAUGCACUAGCUGUGCCAAGGGACCACACCCUUUCUACAAGCCCAUGAAAGACAGCAUUGUACCUUCAAAGGACUCAUUGUGUAUCGAAGUUCAGAAAACCCAGAGAACUGGAAAUUGUGAAACGUGCCAUCAAUGUGAUUAUGAGAUAGAAUAUGCAGAUGAUAGCUCCUCCAUUGGGGUUCUUGCGAAAGAUGAGCUUCAUCUAGAGAUUGCAAAUGGAUCAGUGGCCAAGUUAAAAGCUAUUUUUGGGUGCGCAUAUGAUCAACAAGGCUUACUUUUAAGCUCUCUGGCAAAGACAGAUGGAAUCCUUGGACUUAGCAGGGCUAAAGUCAGCUUACCUUCUCAAUUGGCCAGCCAGGGAAUCAUCAAUAAUGUUAUAGGCCAUUGCCUUACCUCUGAAGCAGAUGGUGGUGGUUAUAUGUUCUUAGGUGAUGACUUUGUGCCAUACUGGAAAAUGGCAUGGGUCCCUAUGCUUAGCAGUCCUUUGAUGAACUUUUAUCAUGCAGAGGUUGUGAGAAUGAAUUAUGGAAGCAAGCAACUCAGUUUAGGUGGUCUUAAUAAUGGACUGGGACGGGUAGUUUUCGAUAGUGGCAGUUCUUAUACAUACUUCACAAAACAAGCAUAUUCUGAUUUAGUUGAUUCUUUCAAAGAUAUUUCUGGUGAAGACCUCAUCCAGGAUGCAUCAGACCCAACACUGCCCAUUUGUUGGCGAGCUAAAUCCCCAAUAAGGUAUGGUUGCACAAUUUGA